AUGAACCAAACGUCUCUCGGUCAACUCUUUGAUAUUGCAAUUGUUGGAUACUCGUUCAAGCUCCCGCGAGGUGUUGAGGACGAUGAUGAUUUCUGGGAUGUUCUCGAUCACCGACGAAACUUGAUGACUGACUGGCCCGAAAGUCGCGUCAAAACAGAUUCAUUUGCCAAGAAUAAACAUCAGAAGUGGAGUGGAAAAGGAGGGCAUUUCAUCAACGACGAUGUUGUCGCCUUCGACGCCCCCUUCUUCUCACUCACGGCGAAAGAAGCUGCUGCGAUGGAUCCGAUGCAGCGCUGGACGCUGGAAGCUACCUACCACGCUUUCGAGAACGCGGGCCUCCCUGUUGACAGUCUCAAGGGCUCUCGCACCGCUGUCUUCUCGGCCUCUAUGCUGGAGGACUACAGCAGAAUGACGGCCGUGGACCCAGAUAACUUGGAGCGAACAGCUGUAACUGGAAGUGCUGUCUCGUGUAUUAUUCCCAAUCGUGUCAGCUGUUACUUUGACCUUCGUGGGCCAAGCAUUCACGUCAAUACUGCUUGUUCCAGUAGCCUGUCGGCUGUUGAUAUGGCAUGCAAAGCUCUGAGGAGCGGUGAUGCUUCAUGUGCUGUCGUGACCGGUGCAAACCUUCUUCUUGACCCCAGUAUCUUUCAGGUUCUGGCUAACCAAGGAUUUCUCUCACCUGAUGGCGUUUGUUACAGCUUUGAUGAACGGGCUAACGGGUAUGCACGCGGUGAGGGAGUUAUUGCUGUUGUUCUGAAGCCUGUGCAAGCUGCGAUUGAGAAUGGUGAUAUGAUUCGAGCUGUGGUUCGAUCGAUUGGCUCGAACCAGGAUGGCCAUACCCCGAUUCUUACACAGCCGAGCUCGCAAUCUCAGGAGGAGCUGAUUCACCAUGUUUACAAACAAGCAGGUUUGUCGAUGAGUGAAACUCGGUACGUUGAAGCUCACGGCACCGUGAUACUCGAGAAAGGGGUCAUCCCUCCCAACGCGCUACUUCAAAAGAUAAAUCCAGCACUAAACGUGGAUUCAUACAACAUCACUAUGCCAACGAAAAGCAUCGAGUGGCCUGCCGAAGGCCUUCGUCGAGUGUCUCUCAACUCUUUCGGGUUUGGCGGUUCAAACUCGCAUAUUGUUCUCGACGAUGCACUUCAUUACUUACAGGAUCGCGGCCUCAGUGGCUUCCAUAACACAACCCUCAUCCCAAGGUCUGUACCAAACGGCUUUACUGUCACCAACGGACACAAGCUUCUGGUAUGGACUGCCGCCGACGAAAAGACAGCUAAGCGCACUAUCGAGGCUUAUGACAGCUUUUACAAAGAGAAGGUGUCCGGGGGCCAUAAGAAGCUCGACCGUUUGGCGUUUACUCUGGGUACACACCGAAGUAACAUGCUUUGGAGAGCUUUCGCUGUGGUUGACGAAUCAACAAAGCAAGCAUUGUCGCCUUCGAAGUCCAUUCGAAGCUCAGAGGACCUUGGCCUGGCUUUUGUGUUUACAGGUCAAGGCGCGCAGCACAUUGAUAUGGGUUUGGGUCUUGAACGGUAUCCUAUCUACAAGAAGACUCUAGAGAAGAUCAGCGCGACUUACUCCAGCUUUGGGUGCUCGUGGAGCCUAUUUGGCAAAUUAGACGAGCUUAGCUCCGGGGACAACAUCAACAUGCCGCAAUACAGCCAGCCGCUUGCAACCGCUGUACAAAUUGCCUUGGUAGAUCUGCUCACCAGCUUCAGUAUCACGCCCAAGGUAGUUAUUGGUCAUUCUUCAGGUGAGAUCGCUGCAGCAUAUACAUCAGGUGGACUAUCUUUAGAGUCCGCUUGUAGAGUGUCCUACUUUCGUGGCAUCUUGGCUGGAAAGCUAAGAACGGCCAACACAACAUCUCCAGGCGCCAUGCUUUCCAUUAAUCUGGUACCAGAUCACGUCUCGGAGUAUCUGGAGAAGAUAGGUGUCACUACAGUCAACGUUGCAUGCAUCAACAGUCCUCUCAACAUCACUCUCUCGGGGCCUGAAGAGGCCAUAGACAAGGUCAAGUCGCGGGCCGAUCAAGAUGGGAUCUUUGCGCAGAAGCUAAAGACCGGAGUUGCGUAUCACUCACCAUCCAUGAGAGCCAUUGCGAGCGAGUAUCUUGGUGCACUCGAAGUGCUCACCAAGAGGAAAGAUGGCACCAGUAUCCCAAUGGUAUCAUCUGUCACCGGCAAAAGAAUUUCUCCAGAGACACUGUCGACUGGUCAAUACUGGGUUGACAACAUGCUGUCACCUGUCCGGUUCGCUGAGGUAGUGCAACUCAUUGCAAGCAAGAACUCAGCACGCAAAUUCGGCUUAGGCAAUAUCACUGACCUGAUUGAAAUUGGUCCUCACCCAGCUCUUCGAAGACCAGUGAAAGACACUUUGAGUGAUAUGGCCAGUGCUGCAAAGGGAGUAAGAUACAACUAUGUCUUGCAUAGAUCACACCCAGCAGCUCAGACCACUCUGGAGCUCGUUGGACAACUAUUCUGUCAAGGCUUUCCUGUUUCCAUCUCAGCAGCAAACCAGCAAUCCACGAAGGGGAAGUUCCUGGUUGACUGUCCCAAGUAUGCUUUUGACAGAUCACAGCGAUACUGGGCGGAGUCGCGUCUGAGCAAAGACUUCAGGCUGCGAGAGGCUGUCAAAGGCGAAUUGCUUGGAGUGAGGGUAUCUGACUGGAACCCACUUGAGCCUCGAUGGAGGAACUUUUGGAGCACUGAAUCAACUCCUUGGACUGGAGAUCACAAGAUCAGUGACACCGUCCUCUUUCCAGCAUCUGGCAUGCUUCUCAUGGCUAUUGAGGCAGCGCAAGAGAUGGUUCCAUCUGACCGCGCUGUCUUUGGGUAUAGCAUUGAAAGAUCUGAGUUUAUGAGCCCCAUAAUUGUGCCAGAAACAUGGGAAGAUCGCCUCGAGACGCAAGUCCGCCUACGAGUUGUCGACAAGCAACAGACUGCAAAGUUCGACGUCAGCAUCUUCACUUACUCGCGCAAUGAGUGGCUUGAGUGCUUUACUGCGAGUAUUUCGGUGGAGUAUCAGGACAACGACAGGAACGAAGAGCGACAAGUGAACCACAAGCAUAUCUGGGGUCAAUAUCAGGAGGUGGCCAAGACGUGUGCUUCACCAAUCGACUCUAGCGUCUUCUACCACGAUGCGGCAGAAAUUGGGCUGCAAUAUGGUGAUUGGUUCCAGCUGAUGCGCGACAUUAAGUGGGAUGGUAAAACCUCAGCCGUGGCACGUAUUGAUCUGUCUGAGCCAAGAUUCGAUAUCAGAAGCCUGGUCCAUCCUGCAGUCCUAGACCAAGCGUUUCAAGUUCUCCGAGCCAGCUCAGGCCAACAACGCGCAGCCAAUGUCCCCAUAAUACUCGAAAAUGCAUGGUUCUCCUCCAGUGCAUGGAAGACGCCUUCGGUACAGUGGAUGUGCAGCGCGACUCCGACUGUUCACGGCUAUGGAGAGCAGGGUAAGGUGAUAGCUUUGGGUGAGGGCGGAGAGAUACUUUGUUGCAUCGAUCAUGCAGUUACAUCUGCUGUCUCGGGUGAAAUAACCCACAAGGAGAAGAAGCUGGUUUACUCAAUUGAGUGGAAACCUCAGUUCAGCAUGCUUGACUCCAGCCAAAUCACACGACUAUGCGCCACCAAUGCUGUGCCAAAAGAUGACAGCGCAGUCCUGGAGAAUCACUCGAAGCUCUGUCAUACACUGGAGCUCGUAGCUGUUCGUGUGAUGAAGCGCAUUGACAAGUCCAAAGUUCCAGCAGAUUUGCAACGUCAUUUGGAGUGGAUGGAACACCACGUUAGCAAGUUAUCGACCGAACAUCAGGAUGAAGCAGUGAAGGUCUGUGACGAAGAGCUCGAGUUUCGCCUGGCCGAGGUUGACUCUGUCCUCCCAGCGUGGAAGUUAUAUACGACGUGUGCACGAAAGUUACAUGAGAUUCUGUCUGGCGAGCUUGAUCCUCUGCAGGUAGUCUUUGAGUCCGACCAGGCCGAUAUCUUCUACUCAGAUCUCUUUCAGAACCUCUGCGCUGAUGGUCAGCUCAAUUACCUACUUGACUUGGCAUCACAUGAGAACCCCGCUCUUAGAGUUCUCGAAGUCGGUGCUGGUACAGGUGGUAUGACGGGGCAUGUCAUAUCGGCUCUGCAGGAACGUGAGAAGCGUAUUGGAGGAUUGGCGUUCGCAGAGUAUACUUACACCGACAUAUCACCCGCCUUCUUCGAGACUGCUAGCCAAAGAUGGCCAGACCUCAAGAGCCAAGGCCGUAUCACUUUCAAGACACUUGAUUUGGACCGAAGUAUUGACAGUCAAGGCUUUGAACCGGGGUCUUAUGACUUGGUCAUCGCAGCGAGUGUGCUCCACGCAACUCCAUACCUGGAAGCCACUAUUCGAAACGUGCGAAAGGCUAUGAAGCCAGGUGGUCGUCUCAUCUUAGUCGAGGUUAUCAACCCCGAUGAUAUCGCCACCAACUUUAUGGCUGGACUUGUGCCAGGCUGGUGGGUUGCUCGCGAGGAGUGGAGACCCCAUUCAGCUGCUAUACCAGAGCAUCUUUGGGAUAAGUGCCUCAAGGAAAAUGGCUUCUCGGGGAAUGACUUCGUGAUCCGAGACUACCAAGAUGAUCAGUGUCAUAUUAUGAGUGUUAUUGUCACCACCGCGAGUGAAGUUGAACAAGCAGUUGAGAAAAAGGCAAGUAAAGGCCGUCUGGUCAUGCUAAUCAGUGAAGAGGCGUCAACGGGGGAGAGAGAGCUUGCAGAUCAAGUUCGUACACGAAUUGAUCUUACCCUAGUACGGCAUACAACCAUCGUUCCAUUCUCACUUGACUCAGUUCAGAAGGAACUUGUCAAUUUGACCAGUGGUGAUCUUGUCAUCUGCCUCGCUGAAGCUGGAGACAAACCUCUUCUCUCCACUUUGUCGGAAGAACAGUUCAGCGGUCUCCAAUUGAUGAUCAGAAAAGUCUCCAACCUUCUCUGGGUCACUUCACCAAAGAACAGCGAGUGUCCAGACUAUAGUGUGGCCCAGGGCUUCUUCCGUUCCAUCCGAGCCGAGCAGCCUGAUACUCACAUCGUCACCCUAGCAAUAGACGAAGAGAAGGCUCAAGUUUCACAAGCAGAGUUCAUCGCUGAGGUCUGCAAGAUUGCGUUCGAUACCAAAACGCCGUCAAAAGAAGUCGAAUACAUUAUUCGAGAUAGUGUUAUCACUACCGGUCGCGCUAUUCGAGACACGAGCACUGAUACCGCACUACGAUCCCUUGUUUCGAAGCAGCUGCAACAGAAGCCUUGGGGCGAGGGGCCAUCGUUGAAACUUAGUAUUGGCCAGCCAGGAUCACUCGAGUCACUUCAGUUUGUGUUGGAAAAUCCGGGGAUCCCCCUUCCUUUCAGGGUUUAG
This is a messenger RNA of Fusarium poae, 5361 nucleotides long. RefSeq lists its product as uncharacterized. Gene Ontology annotation, biological process: secondary metabolite biosynthetic process; fatty acid biosynthetic process. The record is from RefSeq and is a predicted model, not a curated record. The transcript has 10 exons. Lineage: Eukaryota; Fungi; Ascomycota; Sordariomycetes; Hypocreales; Nectriaceae. Gene Ontology annotation, molecular function: fatty acid synthase activity; 3-oxoacyl-[acyl-carrier-protein] synthase activity. The coding region runs from base 1 to 5361 and encodes 1786 amino acids.